AGUAACAGUAAAGUAACAAAGGCGACUGUAUAAUAUGUAUUUGUUGUAAACGAAAAGGAAGAUUCACCAUGAUGAUCUAAAACAUCUAAAUAUCUAUUUUCUAAUGUUUCAUUCAAAAUUUUAGGACUACAUUGAGUAAUCUAUAUUUAUUUUAAGGACAAUGUCUUUCACACAUAUUGUAUAUACAAUACUUUUUGUAUUAUGUCUUGGUAAGGCAGACACAAAUAGUUUAAAUCCUAGCGACAUAGUAAUUGUGAUAUUAAGUCAAAAGGAAGGCUAUCAUGCAGCACAUGCUGAUAUUUUAAAGAAGGGUAUUUUGGAACAGUCUGAUAUCCUUGAUAAAGAUCCACCAAAAAUUUUAUUGUCUCAUGAAUUAAAUAUUAAUGGGUCGUGGACAAUAAUACCAUUACUAAAUCAUUUAUUAGAUACAUAUUCAACUUCAAGGUGGUUUUUCUUUUGUCUGGAGAACACUGUAAUUAGACUGAGUAAACUGUUGAGUACUUUGUCUAAAUACAAGGAGAAUAAAAAUAUAUGGAUUGGUCAUGCACUGUAUGAUCAUGAACCAACUAUCAUACAUCAUUUUGCAGACCACAAAAAAUUUAAAUAUCCACAUAUUGCAUCAGGUUUUGCAAUAACAUCAACUUUGGGAAACAGUUUAGUGAAAAAAAUUGAUGAAGGUGAAAGACCCAAAGAUGACUUUUCAAUCGAUGCAUCAUAUGAGUUUGCAUCUUUUGUUUUAAAAGUCGAUAAAGGGGUACGAUUAACGCAUGCAUCUGAACUGUGUAUUGUAUCCAGUACAAAUUGUGCCACGUAUCCAAGAUAUUUUCAUCCAUGUCUUUCGUCCGUGUCUUCCGAAAACGUAUAUUUUGCUGUAAAAACCUGUGCAAAAUAUCACGUCGAGAGGGUUUCAGUUAUUAAGAAGACAUGGGCAAAAUAUACUAAAAACAUCAGAUAUUUUAGCGACGUUACUGACAAACAUUUACCCGAAGCUUUCGUUGUGCCAAACACAACACACGGACACUGUGAAAAGACUUAUAAUAUUCUAGUAGAGGUGGACAAAAUAUUAGAGAAAAAAGAUUUGAGUUGGUUGAUAAUUAGCGACGACGAUACAAUUUUUAGCGUAGCGCGGUUGUUACGUUUACUGACAUGCUACAACCCAAAAACACCAAUUGCAAUUGGGGAACGAUACGGUUUCCGAUUGUGGGAUAAUCUUUAUGGGUACGAAUACCUAACGAGCGGGGCUGGUCUUGCCUUGUCCAGAUCUUUAGUUCGUGAAAUGAUACAACCAGGCAGGUGUGAUUGUCCAACAUCUACAACCCCGGAUGAUAUGUAUCUGUUUGGUAUAUGUUUAGCACGAAUUGGAGUACAACCUGUACAUUCACCAUUGUUCCAUCAAGCGCGUCCUUUAGAUUAUGCAACUGCCUAUCUUGCUUCGCAAGAACCUGUAUCUUUCCACAAGUUUUGGAUGCUUGAGCCAGAAACGGUUUACGACGAAUGGUUCGCAGAAGCAGACAAAUCGUUAAUCACAAGUAAAACACACACGGAUGGAUUCCAUAGAGAGUAUCAAUGCGCGAGAAACGACGAAAACUUGAAAUCCGUCAUCGAAAAGAUAAUAGAAGAAAUCAUGGAGAAAUCUAGUUGCAUUGUUUUUCUAACCGAUUCUACUUAUCGAACGCUCGUGGACAUUCCCCGCGUCCAGGGUUCUUCAUUUGUAUCCAAAUACGAGAUAAUACUGCGCGACAAUGAGCAAUUUUCCAGACCGAGAAAACGAAUUAAAAAAAUUUUAAUCGACAGCAAAAUGAUCGGUUGCAACGCGUACGUUAUACUGAUCGCCAAUGGUUUCUUGGCGUCUGAAUUUUUGCUAUAUACAGAAAGCGAACGUCUGAUCAACACUCGAGGGCUGUUCCUGUUCUUAUACGAUUACCGUCUGUUUCAACCAAAUUUGCAUCACAUAUGGAACAGAAUAAUCAACGUGGUUUUCGUGCGUCAAUACGACGCGUACAAUCAUCGAUCCGGGGAAAAAGUAUACAAUGAAAAAAUCGAUCUUGACACUGUCUACUUCCCAGCUAUCAGGAAGACAUUUACUGCGACUAAAUGCAUAGACACUUGGUAUCGAGGAAAAUUGCGCCACGGUACCAAUCAUUUCAUAGAGAAAAUAAGAAAUCUACAAAAGAAGAGCUUACGAAUUGCUGUUUUCGAGCACAUCCCGGCAGUGACGGAGAAAUCAAGAGCUUAUUAUGAUAAUCGACCGAGCGAAAGAACGGAAGCUCUGGGAAUAGAAUUCGAAUUGAUACAGAUUAUAUCGAAGGCGAUGAACUUCAAACCAAAGUACUAUAUGCCACCGAACAUAACUUCCGAGAAAUGGGGUGUCAAGAGUGACAAUCAAACGUACACGGGUCUCAUAAGCGAGGCCGUAGAAGGGAAAGCUGCGUUUUAUUUGGGCGAUUUGCAUUACACGUUGCGUCAUUUGAAUUAUUUUGAUUUAACUAUACCGUACAACACGGAAUGUCUCACUUUUCUAACGCCAGAAUCACUGACUGAAAAUUCAUGGAAACUUCUGAUACUUCCGUUCAAAUUGUACACUUGGAUCGCGAUUAUCUUCACUUUACUUUUUGGAAGCGUUGCAGUUUACUUCUUAUCACUGUCCUACAAGAAACAUAUAAUUUUUUACAACAAUAAAACGUGCAUUCAGACUAAGUCGACGAAGAAGAACAUUAAGGGACUGUAUUUGUUUACAGAAAUACAAAAUAGUAUGUUAUAUACUUAUAGCAUGCUGUUUCAAGUUUCUUUACCCAAAUUGCCAAACCCUUGGGCCGUACGAGUAUUUAUUGCGUGGUGGUGGAUUUAUAGUAUUCUGGUUGCAGUGGCCUAUCGCGCUAGCAUGACUGCCGCCCUUGCAAAUCCAGUAACCAGAGUUACCAUCGAUACAUUGGCUCAACUUGCGAAGAGUUCGAUCGGAGUUGGAGGAUGGAACGAAGACAGUAAAGAUUUCUUCCUAAUAUCGUCGGAUCUCAGUAGUCAAAAAAUUGGUGGUAAGUUUCAAUUCGUCAAAAACGAGGAAGAAGCUAUCGAGAAAGUUGUAAAUGGAUCAUUCUGUUACUACGAGAACUCUUAUUUGCUUCGGCAUGCUCGCGUAAAAAGGCAAAUAAUCAAGGAACAAGAGAAGGAAAAUAAAACUACAGAGAAUUUAUGGUUGAAACAUAAUCUACACAUCAUGGAGGAAUGUGCUAUUAAAAUGCCCAUAGCUAUUGGCAUGGAAAAGAAUUCGCCGUUAAAACCACGCGUCGAUGCUUUGGUAAGGCAUGCAAUAGAAACUGGUUUGGUCGAGAAAUGGUUAAGCGAUGUUACGGAAUGGUCGAAAAUAACGGAGACACGACAAGAAACCAAAUCUGAAAAAGCAUUGGUUAACCUUCACAAACUUCAAGGUGCUUUCAUUGCUAUCGCGACAGGUUAUAUGUUAGCUUUCGUAGUAUUAAUAGGAGAAAUUUUAUACUGGAAACAUGUUGUUUUGAAGGAUCCAAAGUUCGACAAAUAUCAUUUGGAUGUAUUCUAUAAUAUUCCUGUUAAUCCUAAAAUCUAAGCAAAUAAUUCAAAUGACACUCUGUUCUAUAAUGUCCAAAUUCAUGUAAUAUGUUUCUGUUUCAAAGAGUGAAGCAAAACAGUGCAUGAAGGAAGUAUCUUUCGAUAGAAUGAGCUUGUUCAUAAAUGCUAAUGUAAGAUGCAAAUGUACUCUUCAUUGAAGACAGAGUAUAACAUCUGGUACUUUCUUGUCUUUGAUGAUAUAAAUUAUUCUAAUACAAAGCACCAUCAAUGUAAUAUAUUGGAAUUGGAUCCAACAGAGCUUUUUCAAUAUCCGAUUGGAAAAUUAUAUAUUCUAAUGGUGAAUAAAC
Molecule: messenger RNA, 3890 nt
Organism: Colletes gigas
Lineage: Eukaryota; Metazoa; Arthropoda; Insecta; Hymenoptera; Colletidae
Gene: Ir68a
Exons: 17
Coding region: 161-3580 (1139 amino acids)
Cellular component (GO): membrane
Molecular function (GO): glutamate-gated receptor activity; glycosyltransferase activity
Source: RefSeq, a predicted model, not a curated record